This is a messenger RNA of Lytechinus variegatus (green sea urchin), 994 nucleotides long. RefSeq lists its product as uncharacterized. The transcript has 5 exons. NCBI's taxonomy places the organism in Eukaryota, Metazoa, Echinodermata, Echinoidea, Temnopleuroida, Toxopneustidae. The record is from RefSeq and is a predicted model, not a curated record. The coding region runs from base 1 to 888 and encodes 295 amino acids.
AUGGCGGCCAACUGGAGUGUCCAGCUUUGCUGUGUUGACGGUGGAUCUGUGCCCGUAGAAUCGUUUCUUGAGUGUGGUCUUGGUUUCCCCUACGUAUUGUACCCUACAAACUCUGCAAGUGAUGAGAUAUACAACAUUAGUGGUAGUGCAUGUGAUGUUACCCUUGGUCCGGUGCCAUGCUGUGUCCAAAGUAUCUCGAAUUCUUUGAAGAUCGUGUGCGGAAAGGAAAGAGAAGACGACGAAUGGAACCCAUGGCUGACGUAUACCCUAGAAGAACUCAAACCAUCUGAACUUUCAAACCUGGGUAUCACCUUGCUUUACGUUUCAACUGCGAUGCGAAUGACAGCAUGUGGAACACCAGACCCAUGCCUAAAUGGAGGUACCCGCAUCGUAGAGGACGGUGUUUAUCGAUGCCUGUGUGCAGGGAAUCACGUUGGACAAUACUGCCAAUCUUGCCGAGUAGACUGGAAGUUGCCUCCACAAAGUGAUUUUUUCUUCUCUGCUUUGGCUCCUCUCUUUGGCAAAACCAGAAUUUCAUUCAAAGUGCGAGGAAGAACUAGAUAUAUAUCAAUGAAACUCAAAAGUCGAUAUUAUGCCGUUUUUGGGGUGUGCAUUGGCAAAUAUCGACAGGCGACCAUAAACAUGAUGAAGGAUGGACAGCGGGCCCCAACCAAAAAGUCUAAUCCCCUUCCUGUUCAGUGUGACCCAUCAGGAUUCGAUUCCUAUUGGAUUGAAAAGACCAACAGCCAUUUCUUCCAGCUGGGACUUGGUGGGAACUCGACUCCGGUUGUGAAGAAACUCUGGGACAGAAAAGAGGUGGCACUGUCAAUAGGCUUGAGUGUAAAUUCUGGGACAGAGUGGAUCGUAGAUCAUCCUUGCUUUCAUUAGCAAAGAAUUUAUAGAUAAUUUAGAUAACCUUAACAAAAUACAGAACCGGCAAACAUCACCCGCAUUAUCACCAUUAUCCUACACUUCAUCAGCAUCCCCAUAUCAC